Saccharomyces mikatae IFO 1815 is the source of this 1569-nucleotide messenger RNA. RefSeq names its product riboflavin transporter (gene MCH5). Gene Ontology annotation, biological process: transmembrane transport. Gene Ontology annotation, cellular component: fungal-type vacuole membrane. The transcript has a single exon. Lineage: Eukaryota; Fungi; Ascomycota; Saccharomycetes; Saccharomycetales; Saccharomycetaceae. Bases 1 to 1569 code for a protein of 522 amino acids. The record is from RefSeq and is a predicted model, not a curated record. Gene Ontology annotation, molecular function: transmembrane transporter activity.
AUGAGCUCAGAAAGCUUAACACCUAAAGAUACUGUAAUUCCAGAAGAGCAAACGAACCAACUACGGCAAUCUAACUUAGAUGAGGAUAGCAUACACUAUGAACCAGAGGAGGAUGAUUUGGUUUCUUUAGAAACAGCCGCCUCGUACGCCUCAACCUUGGUAUCGGCAAAAGUAUAUACUAAAAAGGAAGGGAAUAAAGCUACUGACAUUGAAAGCCGGCCGCAUUGGGGUGAGUAUACCUCGAGCACGCAUAACAGUGACCAUGAAGAAGAUAAUUUCAAUGAGGAGACAGAGAGCUUCCCAGAAGGUGGACUUCAAGCUUGGGUGGUCACGUUUGGUUGCUUCUUAGGUCUGGUUGCAUGCUUUGGAUUAUUGAAUUCAACGGGAGUCCUAGAAAGUCACCUGCAGGACAACCAAUUAGCUAGUGAAAGUGUUUCCACCAUUGGUUGGUUGUUUUCCCUAUUUCUUUUUGUUUGCUUUGCCUCAUGCAUCAUCAGUGGUACUUACUUCGAUAGAAAUGGAUUUAGGACCAUCAUGAUUGUAGGCACGGUUUUUCAUGUGGCUGGCCUAUUUGCUACCGCUAACUCUACAAAAUAUUGGCAUUUUAUAUUGUCCUUUGCCAUAGUCUGCGGGUUUGGUAACGGUAUUAUACUAAGUCCCUUGGUAAGUGUCCCUGCCCAUUACUUCUACAAAAGGCGUGGUACUGCUUUAGCAAUGGCUACUAUUGGUGGUAGUGUUGGCGGUGUUGUUUUUCCAAUUAUGCUGCGUAGUUUAUUUUCUAUGAAAUCGGACACUGAUCCAAGUUAUGGCUUUGUUUGGGGUGUUAGGACUUUAGGGUUUUUAGACCUUGCCCUGCUAACCUUAUGCAUCCUCUUAGUAAAGGAAAGGCUGCCGCACGUUAUUGAAAGUUCUAAAGAUGGUGAGCCACAUUGGAGAUAUAUACUCAGGGUUUAUAUCCUACAAUGUUUUGAUGCGAAGGCCUUCCUAGACAUGAAGUACCUCUUUUGCGUUCUGGGAACAGUAUUUGGUGAGUUAUCUAUUAAUUCAACUCUCACUUAUUAUGGCUCAUACGCUACUAGUCAUGGAAUUUCAGCAGACGAUGCCUGCACCUUGAUUAUGGUUAUAAAUGUCUGCGGUAUACCUGGGAGAUGGGUUCCUGGUUAUAUGAGUGAUAAGUUUGGUAGAUUUAAUGUCGCUAUUGUAACUUUGUUCACCCUGUUUAUCGUCAUAUUUGUGGGCUGGUUGCCAUUUGGCACCAACCUGACAAACAUGUAUGUUAUUAGUGCCUUAUAUGGGUUCUGUUCUGGAAGUGUCUUUUCCUUACUUCCUGUCUGCUGUGGACAGAUAUCUAAGACGGAAGAGUUUGGUAAGCGUUACUCUACGAUGUACUUCGUUGUCGCUUUCGGCACUUUAGUUGGUAUUCCAAUAACGGGGGCUAUUAUUUCUAAGAAAACUACAGCAGAUUACCAACACUACAUCAUUUUUUGCGGUUUGGCAACAUUUGUCAGCGCUGUUUGUUACAUAAUUUCGAGAGCAUAUUGUGUGGGCUUCAAGUGGGUCAGAUUUUAG